Gekko japonicus is the source of this 1837-nucleotide messenger RNA. RefSeq names its product integrin subunit beta like 1 (gene ITGBL1). The coding region runs from base 121 to 1602 and encodes 493 amino acids. The record is from RefSeq and is a predicted model, not a curated record. The transcript is spliced from 11 exons. Gene Ontology annotation, molecular function: integrin binding. Gene Ontology annotation, cellular component: cell surface; integrin complex; focal adhesion. Lineage: Eukaryota; Metazoa; Chordata; Lepidosauria; Squamata; Gekkonidae. Gene Ontology annotation, biological process: cell adhesion mediated by integrin; cell-matrix adhesion; integrin-mediated signaling pathway.
CACAGGGGAAAGAGCCGGUUUUGGCCAGCUUGGAACUCUGCAAACCUACUGGGUCUGUCUGAAGUUUGGACUCUCCGGGAGAACUCUUCAUUUACCGGCUGCUUGACCUGAGAUCUAAGCAUGUAUGUACAGGGGCUUCUCAGCUUGGGUCUGCUUCUGUUGGUGCCUUCCCUGAUCAUUCUGCUGCCUGCAGUCCCGCCAAGUUUCUCCUUGUCCCUGCGGAGUGGUUUGGGAAGCACCUCCUCUUGCCGACUGUCCCAGGCUGAGUCAGAGCGCAGGUGUCGAUUCCCAGGUGGAAAACUCUGCAGCGGCAGAGGCCAUUGCGACUGUGGGGUUUGCAUCUGUCAAGUGACGGAGCCGGGAAAAUACUAUGGGCCGCUGUGUGAGUGCCACGAGUGGGUAUGUGAAACUUACGAUGGAGAGACUUGUGCAGGUCAUGGGAGGUGUGACUGUGGAAAGUGCAAAUGUGAGGAAGGUUGGUACGGUGAUGCCUGCCAGUUCCCUGUGACCUGCAACCUUACACGGAAGAAGAGUAACGAAAUGUGCAAGAAUUCUCAAGAUAUCAUCUGCUCAAACGCAGGAACUUGCCAUUGUGGCAGGUGUAAAUGUGACGACUUAGAAGGGAAUGGAUUGAUCCAUGGUAAAUAUUGUGAAUGUGAUGACAGAGAAUGCAUAGAUGAAGAGACAGGAGAGAUGUGUACAGGCCAUGGAAAGUGUUACUGUGGAAACUGUUACUGUGAGCCUGGUUGGCAUGGCGAUAAAUGUGAACUCCAGUGUGACAUCACCCCAUGGGAGAUCAAGAAGAGAUGCACAUCUCCAGAUGGCAAAAUCUGCAGCAACAGAGGUACCUGUAUAUGUGGAGAAUGCACAUGUCAUGAUGUUGACCCAACUGGAGACUGGGGAGAUAUUCACGGAGACACUUGUGAGUGCGAUGAACGAAACUGCAAGGCAGUCUAUGACAGAUACUCAGAUGAUUUCUGUUCAGGCCAUGGACAGUGUAACUGUGGAAGAUGUGACUGUAAAGAAGGAUGGGUAGGGAAGAAGUGUGAACACCCCCGUUCUUGUCCCAUAUCAGCCGAAGAGAGUUUGAGAAAAUGUCAAGGAAGCUCGCAUUUACCUUGCUCUGGAAGAGGGAAAUGUGAAUGUGGCCAAUGCACUUGUUUCCCGCCAGGAGAUGCCAGAAUAUAUGGUAAAAUCUGCGAGUGUGACAACCGGCAGUGCGAAGACAUAGAUGGCCACGUCUGUGGUGGUCAUGGGAUCUGUUCCUGCGGUCGAUGUAUUUGCAAAGACGGGUGGUUUGGGAAGUUGUGCCAACAUCCACGGAAGUGCAACAUGACAGAAAGUGAGAGCAGGAGCUUUUGUGAAUCAGCAGACGACACAAUGUGCUCAGGAAAGGGUUCUUGUCACUGUGGAAAGUGCAUCUGUUCACCCCAAGAAUGGUAUAUUACUGGGGAAUUCUGUGAGUGUGAUGACAGAGACUGCGACAAGCACGAUGGCCUCAUUUGCACAGGAAACGGUAUAUGUAGCUGUGGAAACUGUGAGUGCUGGGAAGGCUGGACAGGAAAUGCAUGUGAAAUCUGGCUUGGGACAGAGUACCCCUAACUAUACCAUGGAAGAUGAAAGACCAAAGGAUUUCUGGUUUGGUUGAGUUCUUUUUUUUUUUUAAUUGCUAGAGUGGCUGCUAGAAUACUUAAAUGAAUGACAACAUUUAAUGAAACCAAACAAAACCUACCACUGGAAAUACGCAAUACACCAGAGUAAUUUUUUAAAAAAAUCCAAAUGCUUAUCCGAUGUUCCGAUUCUGUAAGUGACAACAAGACAGGAACCGUCCAAUACC